CAAAGCUCUCCCCCACCCUCUCUCCUCCCACAGGCGGCCGCCGCCGCGAGGUCCUCCGACCUCCGCCGCCGGGGAUCUGCCAUGACACGCCACCACCACCCCUCCUCCUCCUCCGCACCUCCACCCCCACCGCCGCCUCCUCCCCCACCAUCCAACCAGCCGCUGUUCUUCCCGCCUCCGCCGCCGUCGUUCAAACACCCGUUGGCGAGGGCGGCGGCGCCGCUCUACAAGCAGCACUCCUGGUCGCCGGACAUAUACCGGGACGAGGCGUGGCUGAGGCGGAAGAAGAGCAGCAGGAACCGCCGUAGCAAGAGCGUGACGGACGAGGACGUCGACGAGCUCAAGGCUUGCAUCGAGCUGGGAUUCGGAUUCGAUUCCCCCGAGGUCGAUCGUCGGCUCUCCAACACCCUGCCGGCGCUGGGGCUGUACUACGCUGUCAACAAGCACUACAACGACUCCGUCUCCAAGUCGUUCACGGAGACGCCGUCUUCGCACACGGCGUCAUCCGACUGCGAACCGGACUCGCCGUCUCCCGUCGGCAGCCCGGCCCGCGCCAUCUUCGGCCCAGGGGAGAAUCCUCAGACGGUGAAGACGCGGCUGCGGCAGUGGGCGCAGGUGGUGGCUUGUUCGGUCCGGCAAUUCUCAGGCUCCAGCAGCUGACGGCGGUGGAGUCGAUGAAAGCGGUAAUCGGAAGCAUCGAAAACGCGUCCAACUUGUUUGACAAAAUGCGUGAAAGAAGCAAGGGGCAGGAAAAUCAAAAAAGGUGGAGAAGGAAUCCUUUCGGCGCACCAAUUGUUCGUUGCGUUAGCUUUCGGCCGUCGCACCUAAUGGGAUUGAUUGACUUUUUUCUCUUUUCCUUUCUGUAACUUUUGUUUUCAGACCUAAUUCUCUCUUUCUCUGAUUUUGGAAUUUGCUGUUUGUCUAGGGCGACUCUUCCCCUAUUUCCUGGUAGUUGUUUUUGCCCCUCAUUUUGCUGCUCGCUUGUUCAAAUUUAGAGGGGGUUUUACUUUACUUACAAUGUAGUCACCGUUACAUCUGAAAAACUUUCAUGUGAAAAAAAUAUAUAUAUGCAUAGUGUAUCAAUUCCUUUCCAG
Molecule: messenger RNA, 1094 nt
Organism: Linum tenue
Lineage: Eukaryota; Viridiplantae; Streptophyta; Magnoliopsida; Malpighiales; Linaceae
Source: the annotation of a GenBank genome assembly